Phoenix dactylifera (date palm) is the source of this 2353-nucleotide messenger RNA. RefSeq names its product coiled-coil protein. The record is from RefSeq and is a predicted model, not a curated record. Lineage: Eukaryota; Viridiplantae; Streptophyta; Magnoliopsida; Arecales; Arecaceae.
AGGGCAAGUUGAACAAUAACAAUCAUCUAUGGCCCGUUUGGUAUUGUUUUGGUUUUCAGCUUGUGUUUUCGAAGCAGAUGAUGAAACUCGCGUUUUUAAAAUUCUGUUUGUAAAGUCAUUAGAACUCCUGGCAGAAGAGAUUUAUUGCUUCCAUAGAAGAGUGAAGAUAAAAGCAUGGAAUGCCGGAAGGUUUGCUCGACUUCAAUCUUCAUGCUGAGUGGAGAAACAAAAAACACAAAACACCUACAAUACUUGAAACAGACCUUAUGAAGGAGUCAUGCUGGUUUGGGGCGUAGCCGACCCCACAAGCGGUUUCACUUGGACCGUCUUUUCUUCUCUGCCGAGGUAAUUGGAGUAUGGAUGAGAAGUCUCUUCGGAUCUCCGUGAUAACGGGCGUUCCAUGAGGUCACCCGUGAAGUGUUUGGAUCGCAGAGGUUGAUCUUCUUAAGUACUCGGAGAGAACAAUCAGAUAGCAGGGUGGAAAAGCAUGUGCUGAGCUCGAGAAUCCGUUCCUAACGAGAUGGCGGCGAUAACGGAAACUCUCGGGUGAUGCGCCCGGUCCUCAUUCAUCAGACUGGUGGGUAGACGGACGGCUGAGAUGGGUGCUUCCCGUUGGAAGAUGAGAUGAGGACAAGAUCUCCACGCCGAAGGGAGUCGGGGACUCGUCGCUCUUAAGAGGAGGCCGGCCACUUCUCGGCUCUCGGCAUCCCUCGUUGCGCACGUGUCCGCAUGGCUCUCUCUCCGUUCCGCAACGUGUCCUCUCUCUCUCUCUCUCCCCCUCCCCGUGCCCACCGAUAGCUAUACGCAGAAAGGAGCAGGUCAUCGAUGGACUUUCCUCACCGGCUCCAUUUUCUCAUCCUCAGCUGUGGACUACAUCCAUGUGACUGACGAGAGGAUAUCUAAACAUCGACGAUGGCAGUCUACGCUUCAUGGUCGAUGGGCCAUUGCUUCUCUGGACUUUUACAUGGCCAGUAGUUGGUCUUGGUAGCCUUAUCAACUUAGUUGCAAGCUCCAGGGACUGGAGAGGAACAUGCAUGCUGGACCUGACUGGAACAUGUCUUGAUCUAAUCACGAACAUGAUAUUUUUUGUGACGAAGCCUCUCUCAUUGAUCCAAGUUGUCUUACUGCUUUGUGCAAGGAGCGUCUGUUUUGUUGCCCUUGCAUGGUGGCGGCUGGUGAAUUUGAUCGUCAACUUCCAUGCUAAUUCGUGCUGGCAGAUCAUGGUUUGCUCGGCUGCUUUCUUGACCCUUCCCGUCCGGAUAUUGACGGCUCUAGAAAGGGAGAGGAAGCUAGAGAGGCUCCUUAGUGAGAUGCAAAUUCAGUUGGAGAGCUUUAUCUGGGAAAACAAGGAACUUGAAGAACGACUGCAAAUGGCUGUCAAAGACCGAAGGGUCAUAGGGACAAUGCUUCAGGAGAUCGAAGAAGAGAAUGAAAAGGCUCUUGCUAGAAUUGAUCUACUAGAGAAUGAGCUGCAGGAUCUUAAAGAAGAGAAUAUGCGCCUGAAGGAAUCUCAGGGGAAGGCCUUAUGCAGUCGCAAAAGUCACGAUGACAUGCCCCUUGGCACUCACCAUGGUAUUCCCUCAUGGAGGAGUCCCAGCUGCGGCGAGAGCGGGAUGAAUCCUCGGCUGCAUGGGGACUCGCGGUGCGCCGGUGACAAAGGCAAGAUUACUCGUGGCACUCACCAACUUGUUUCGAGCGACAUGAUAACGAUGGAUGAGUCGCUGGAGAGACAAAGGGUCGUGGCACUUCACCGGAGUCUGUUCGGCGCCAUGCUAUCGCUUCUGGUGGGCAUGAUCAUCUGGGAAGCCGAAGACCCAUGCCUGCCCCUGGUAGCAGCACUGUUUACAGUGGUAGGGAUGUCCCUGAACAGCGUGGUCCAGUUCUUCUCCACUAUAAAGAACAAGCCAGCUUCUGAUGCUGUUGCUUUGCUGAGCUUAAACUGGUUCAUACUUGGUGCUCUCACCUACCCAACUUUGCCCAGGGUUGCUCGAAUGCUCGCACCCCAGGCCGUCAACUUUGCAGAACAGGUGGUCUGCUGGCUUGGCUACUCCACCUAGCCUGAUGGUGAGCUGAUGGCUUAAUUGCAGCCGUGGGGCAGGAGACCUGUUUUGGAAUUCCUUCCAGAUUUUGAGCUGUAAAUUAGCAAGUUUAUCUUUUUACAAGUUUUAGCUUACAGAUUUUGGAAUACCUGUUUUGGAAUUCCUUACGGAUGUCCGAGGUUUGGCUGGGGCUUUCUGGCCGUUCGUGUAGCUUCUGACUAGCUGUAUUGUUUGCAAUCUUUUCUCGCUUUUUGCCACACAUUUCAUUGUGAAAAAUGGAUGGCCAAAGCUUGCAUAAAGGAUGAUUUUUAUUA